Messenger RNA from Dufourea novaeangliae, 1344 nucleotides. Its product is annotated as DALR anticodon-binding domain-containing protein 3. The transcript has 5 exons. The record is from RefSeq and is a predicted model, not a curated record. The coding region runs from base 1 to 1344 and encodes 447 amino acids. NCBI's taxonomy places the organism in Eukaryota, Metazoa, Arthropoda, Insecta, Hymenoptera, Halictidae. Gene Ontology annotation, molecular function: ATP binding; tRNA binding; arginine-tRNA ligase activity. Gene Ontology annotation, biological process: tRNA C3-cytosine methylation; arginyl-tRNA aminoacylation.
AUGGAGUCCCAAAUGAAAAAUUUAUCUAUUUGCAUAGACAAGCUUAUUAAUAGUAUAACAUUGUAUUUAAGUGGUAAUAAUUGUACAAAUACUUCAGUUAUUAAAAUAAGCAAUGACAACUUGUCAACAAAUGGUGAUUUGUAUUUUUUAUCCAGUCUCAAAGUAUGGAAAAGCAGGUUGCAAGGUGAAAAUAUGUGUGAUGGAAAGUGCACAACAAUUUUGCAACAUUUCCUACACAUGCAUGGCAAUCAGGUAGAUGACAAAACAGAUAAAGAUAUUGCAAAAGAGGUUUUACAAUUACUGAUAUCCUGUAGCAAUGACUGGCCAAUAAAAAUAGAAAGGUAUUUUCUAGAAAAAGAAAGGGUCUGUUUGUUUUUACAACGUGUUCCUAUUAUACAGACCACAAUUCAGAAUGUUAUUGCACAUAAAACUAACUAUGGGAGAAGUUUAUCAGUUAAUAAAGUUUUCAGUUUGAGGACACACGAAGAUAAAGAAUCUGAACUGACAACAGCUAGAUUACACUUAAUACAAAGUGUCACUGAAAAAAUUCUGGACUUGCAUGGUUGCAGAACAUGCGAAGAAGACAGCAGUGUGAAAAUUGUAUUUACCAGUAAGUCUCAAGGAAAUGUUGUGGACAAUUAUGAAAAGUGCAUAUGCGGUGUUGUCAAAAAUUUAAAAUCGAAUAUUAAAGAGACAUCGUUAACAUGGCAAGAAUACAUCAGGAACAAAGUUAAUGAAUUAAAAGUAUUAAAUGAUCAGAAGUAUUUUGAGAUGCAUAAGAAUGAUGUAAGAACAAAUGAUAAUUUUCUUGAAAAUGUUGCAAAAGCAACAGCCACAUUCGAAUUACUGUCUGUAAAACCAAGUCGUGCUGUUUUUAUUGGAUGCAAUGCCAUGACAGAUAAAAGUACUACAAAUACAAAAGGUGCCUCCUUUAUAUUAUACAAUGCUGCAAGAAUAGCAGCUAUUAUUGAGAAAUAUACUGAUAAAAGAUCUAUAGGAGAAUAUCCUAAUUUACCAGACAUCAGUGAUGUAAACUUUUCUUUACUAAACCAAGAGGAAGAAUGGGACCUUAUAUACAAUUUUAUUAUUGGAUACCAAGAAAUCGUGAAAGAUUGCAUAAAAUAUGAACCUACUUUUCAAGUUAAUCCCCAAAUAAUUUGUAUAUUUUUAUCACGAUUAAGUCAGAAAUUUAGUGUAUACUAUCGGAGAAUUAGAAUUUUAACUGAAGCAUACGAUCAUUUAAUUCCAACAAUGAUUGCAAGAUUAUAUAUGCUACAUGCAUUACAAAUUGUACUUCAGAAUGCUCUUACAUUAAUGGACAUAAUACCUGUGUCUCGAAUGUAA